GAGGGUGGAGGAGAGGGUCGAGGAAGGGGAGAAGAUGGGGGAGAGAAUGGAGGAGAUGGAAAGGGUGGAGGAGGAGGAGAGGAUGGGGCAGAGAGUGGAAGAAGAGGAGAGGGUGGGGGAGAGUGGAGAGGGACAACAGAAAGUGGAAAAUGUUGAGGAGGGGAAGACUGUGGAACAGAAAGAGGUAAUGGAGAAGAAGGAGGAAGUGAAGGAUGACCAAGAGAUGGAAGACGACAAGGAGUUAGAAGAUGAAGACAAGGAGAUGGAAAAACCUGUGAUCAAUUCUUUACUUCGACCCGAGAGUUCCAAUAGUAGCUUCGGUGAGACCUCUACUGCCAUGGAGGGACAAGAAUUUAUGGACCAGUUUCUGGAAAACCCUGAAGCCAAGCAAAAGUGUUUCCCUGAAGCAAUGUCUGAAUUUCUGCCUCCUUUCUCGGGACUAAUACACCUCAGCCUCGCAAAAAACAAGAUAGUGGAUGACGAGGAGCUGUUGGCUGUCUGUCUUUUCCCAGCACUGAGGAAACUGACCAUCUAUAAAAACCCAAUCACCCUCAGCACUGGAACAAAGCCCCAUCUGGUGAUCUCCAUGCUGAGGGACAGGCUAGGGAUUGACUUGAUCACCCAUGAGCCGCGGCCACAGGACAGGACACCUGUUUUCAAGGUCUUCAAUCCGAAGCGCAAGGUUAAUACCCACAUACCGAAGGUCCCAAGGCAGCCCCUGAUGCUUGAAACAGCCAAACAGCUCCUUGGCUUGGACAGUGCUGGCCCUGGAGAGACCCAGAGUGGGGAGGCAGAGCCCAGAACUGCAGGCAAGGCAGGUGAUACCUGCACAGAACUCAUGGCAGUGUCACAAGAGGACUGCAGGGAAAAGGGCAGUAUCCCUGAAUCGAUCACCAGAACUCCAGAGAGGCAACACCAGGAGCCUGUGGAAGGAUUCUUCAUGACCCAGGUUGAUGACAUCACGUUGAACAGCGAAGCUGAGGUGGGCCCGGGGAAAAAGCAGACCACAGAGCCCUCAGUGACAACUGAUCUCCCCGAGAAAUACAGAGGCUAUGAGGAGCUCCUGGGUGCUGCAACUGACCCCUACUUCGUGGAACCAGUUGGGAUUCAACAGAAUGUCCAGCAGCUGGAAUGGUACCUCCGGAAACUGCAGCCGUACCCGGACCCCUUUGGCCAUGUGAACCUCCAGCAGAGGUGCUACAUUCCCAAGCAGAGGAAGGUCCAGAAGCUUCCAGAAUCUACGUCCCACAAAAGCAAAGCCGAUAAAAUGGAGGAAAUCCUAAAGAGGAUGAAGGAGCAGAGAGCCAUGAUGGUCGUUCCAUUAGGCCCUCAAUUCCCUAACCUUUCAAUAACUUACCUGAAAGUUCAAGUCCAGAGAUUGAAAGGUCGAGACUGCAAGUCUGGGCAGGGGACUGGAGGUUGGAGGUCUAACAUCUGGAGGCCCAGAGAUGACCUGUCCUGGAGCGAAGCUCAUGUCCUGCGGGGUAAGGGUGUCACCAGGCAGGAGUACGAUGAGGCCGUGGCUCUACUGAGGGACCUACAGCUGAAGUACGUGGAGCUGCGUGGGCGACUGGCGGCCAAUGUGAACAGGCUGUAUGAGCAGUGCAAAGACCUCAGGAGUGAGCGACCAGAACAGGACACGCUGAGUGCCAGCUCUAGUAGGAUGGAUUUCUGAAGGGCUAUAUUAAUGGUUCCUACCAUCUGUCCUUCCCAGACCCUCCGCUACCAACUGAUUGCUUUUAUAAUCCAUAAAUGUGUGAAGACAAACACAUUUCUUUAAACUCCAGUUACUUGAGAAAUUGAUUUCAUUCUCCCUGGAGGUCCCAUACUAACUGGAGUACAAGCAACCAAACUGCUGAUGUGGAGAAGAUUCAUGGAAAGAAAGCUUAAUGACAAACUUAAUUUGGCUUCAGUUUUCUAAUUUCCUUUUUCAUAGUUCUGCUGUGUUUUAGGGCAAUUUUCAAUGAGCAAGCUAAACUCGGGAUUGGUUUCAGGGAGAUUAUGUUUAUCAGAUUCUUAUGCUUUUAAUCCAAGGUUCGCAUUGGAUGUGUUACAACACUUGCGGGCCGCCCGAAGCACAUCCUCAGACUGUGUUGGUUAUUAACACAAACAACAUAUUUCACUGUAAUUUUGAUCUAAAUAUCACAAAUAAAACUAAUCUUUAAGAAUAUUUAAUCUUUAAGGCAUUGCUGGGAAUGCUACCUUGUGGACAAAAUGAUAAACUUAGCUCACUUCAGCCUUUGGAUUAUGGAAUAGAUGGCUUUGUGGCUAAGUUUGCUGAUGAUACAAAGAUAGGUGGAGGGGCCAGUAGAGCUGAGGAAACAAGUCUGCAGAGAGACUUGGAUAGAUUGGGAGAAUGGACAAAGAAGUGGCAAAUGAAAUACAAUGUCAGAAAGUGUACGGUCAUGCACUUUGGUAAAAGAAAUAAAUGGGCAGACUAUUAUAUAAAUGGAGACAGAAUUCAAAGUUCUAAGAUGCAGUGGGACUUGGGAGUCCUCGUGCAGGAUACCUUGAAGGUUAACCUCCAGUGGUGAAGAAGGUGAAUGCAAUGUUGGCAUUCAUUUCUAGAGGAUUAGAGUAUAGGAGCAGGAAUGUGAUGUUGAGGCUCUAUAAGGCACUGGUAAGACCUCACUUGGAGUACUGUGCGCAGUUAUGGGCUCCUAAUUUAAGAAAGGAUGUGCUGACAUUGGAGAGGGUUCAAAGAAGAUUCACUCGAAUGAUUCCGGGAAUGAGAGUUAACAUAUGAGGAACAUUUGACUGCUCUUGGACUGUACUCCUUGGAGUUUAGAAGAAUGAGGGGGGACCUCAUAGAAACAUUUUGAAUGUCGAAAGGCAUGGACAGAGUGGAUGUGGCAAAGUUGUUUCCCAUGGCGAGGGAGUCUAGUAUGAGAGGGUAUGACUUAAGUAUCGAAGGGCACCCAUUCAGAACAGAGAUGCAAAGAAAUUUUUUUAGCCAGAGGGUGGUGAAUCUGGAAUUAGUUGUUACAGGUGGCAGUGGAGGUCAAGUCGUUGGGUGUAUUUAAGGCAGAGAUUGAUAAGUAUCUGAGUAGCCAGGGCAUCAAAGGUUAUGCUGAGAAGGCAGGGGAAUGGGACUAAAUGGGAGAAUGGAUCAGCUCAUCAUAAAAUGGCAGAGCAGACUCAAUGCGCCGAAUGGCUGACUUCUGCUUCUUUGUCUUAUGGUCUUAUUUAAAGUGCAGGUGGUUGAGUUCUUGAUUAACUAAGGUAUUAAAGGUUACAGGUAGAAGGCUGGAGAAUGGAGUUGAGAGGGAAAAUAAAUCAGUCAUAAUGGAAUGGCCUAAUUCUGCCCCCAUAUCUUAUGGUCACUGUGCAGCAGCUAAACAGGGCUGGGCUGACUCUCCGGAUCUUAGUUAGUAAUAACAACAACUUGUUUACUUAUAGAGCACCUUUCAUAUAUAUGAUGUAGUACAAAGUGCUUUACAAUGGGAUAAAGUGCAAACAUGAAAUUAAAAGACAAAUUUAUGUUAGUUAAAAGCAAGGUUGAAAGGUUUUGAGCUGGUGUUUAAAAGUGUCAAUUGAGUCUGUAUCCCUUAGUUUUAGGUACUAAAUUCCACAAUUUAGGAGUGUAGUUCAAAAAAGCUGACCUGCCAAUUGUAUUUUGAGGGAGAUUGUUUAAAUUUAAGGGACCCAUAAAGAAGAUGUGCAAGCUCGAGCAGGAUUAUAAACGAAAAUGAUUCUAUGAUACUCCAGUACCAGGCUAUUAGGAACUUUAAAAACAGACGUGAUGCAGAUACUAUAUUAACACAACACGUGAGCAAUGUGCAAUUCUGAGGCAGUGCAGAUGGGGGAUGUUCCCACUCAUAUUGCUAAACUCCAACAACAGCACCACCACCCAUUCCCCGGUUCCCCUACUGGUAGCUGUGCCUCCAGACCUUCUUACAUUUCUCAAGCACUUGUCAGAACUCAGAACUUGAUUUUAAAAAACUUCCAAGACUUUUAAAGUGCAGUUACUUUAUGUAGGCAAUGCAAUAGUCCUUCACAGCAGAAUAAUAGAGGUGUACAAGGUGAUAAGAGGCAUCGAUCAAGUGGACAUCCAGAGACCUUUUUUCAGCGCAGAAAUGGCUAAUUCAAGAAGGCAUCAUUUUAAGGUGAUAGAAGGAAAGUGCGUUGGGGGGGGGGGGGAGUGGAUGUUAAAGGUAGGUUUUUUUUUUACACAGAGUGGUGGAUGUGUGGAAUAUGCUGCUAAGGAUGAUGGUAGAGGAAGAUACAUUAGGGACAUUUAAGAAACUCUGAGAUAGGCCAAUGGAUGAUAGAAACAUAGCUUAUGUGGGAGGGAAGGGUUAGAUUUAUCUUGGAGUAGGUUAAAUAUUGAAGGAGCGACUCUGUUCUAUGUUACAGGGAACUGCCUAAGAAUAGAACAGUUGGGGCUACCUCCAGAAAACAAUGCAAGUUCUAAUAAAGAUUCAAUUAAUCAAAAUUGGGGGUUAAAAAGGAUUCUCAGCAGGAGCUCCCUAAUCACUUGAAAACAGAUUCCAUUUGGUACAUUUAGUAACUCAUUCCAAAGAUACGUACUGCUUGGAAUUUGAGACAAAUUAUGAACUUCUGACUGGGUGAGGGAGCGCUACCCACUUCAUCUUCAAAGUGCCUAUGCCAAUUCCAGUCCAGAUUUUGCCAUUCAUAUCACUCAAAUAGUGGUGAUAAAAUUGUGAUGUUAAAAUAAUCAGUCGAAGCAUUGGAGAACGGAAAAAGAAGUGGCAGGAAUAGACAAUUUUCUAAAUGGGCAGAAAAUGCAAAAACCAGAGGUGCAAAGGUUCUGCUCCUAUGCCUAUGGUCAAACACCUAUACAGUAAUGGGGGUUUAGAAGAAUGGGGGGGGGGGGAUCUCAUUGAAACCUAUCGAAUAUUGAAAGGUCUAGAUAGAGAGGAUGUUUCGUGUAGUGGGGAGUCUAGGACCAGAGGGCACAGCCUCAGAAUACAAGGGCAUCCCUUUACAACAGAGAUAAGGAGGAAUUUCUUAAAAGAGUGGUGAAUCUGUGUAAUUCAUUGCUACAGAAGGCUGUGGACGCCAAAUCAUUGGGUAUGUUUAAAAUGGAGAAUGAUAGGUUCUUGAUUAGUCCAGGUGUCAAAGAUAACAGGUAAAAGGCAGGAGAUUGGGGUUGAAAGGGAUAAUAAAUCAGUCAUGAUAGAACGGAAGAGCAGACUUGAUGUACCUGAAUGGCCUAAUUCUACCUCUGUGUCUUAUGGACUGCAUCCAGGACCCAGGAUCACUGUGAUUCUAGCUGGUGGACUGGAGUAGUGUUUCAAGCACUACUCUCUGGCCAUCUUGUAAUUGUGCACCAAAAUGUCAGUUUAUCAUACACUGGAAAAGUUCUGUUACAACAGAGCCACCAUGAUCUUGUGUUGUAAUUACUUGCCAAGGACACACUCUUUGUCCAUCUGGGUAUUACUGUAGCGCUGUCUGACAGUUAACCUCCAGGCAUCACUACAUCAACCCAGACACAGAAUGGGAAGUGAGGGUAGAGGUCUCAUUUGUUAUCAUAACAACAGGUAAAUCAGAAAGUCCAGAACAAAGUAUCUCUUUAUACACAAUACCUUAAACUAACUCAGUUUUGGCAACAUAUCUUAGCAUAAAAUUCCAUCUGUGCAGUUGUCAGUUCUGUGCCCGAGGUUUUGCUUUCCUGAAAAUUCUUACAUACUCUAUUGCUUAACAUUUUUUUACUUAAAUCUUUGGCAAAUAUUUUUCCUUUAAAGAAUUAAAAUGGGGUUGGAGGAUUCAAGUGCUCUACUAGGUUUAGUAUAAAGUGAAUUAAUAAAAUAUUCUCUGGUUUCAUUUGUCCCAUACUGCUUUCAGACAAAAAGUCUUAACGUCUUCCCCAAUGUUAGAAAAAAAUUAGCGCUUCUCCGCAAUUUCCAAUCCAGUGUAGAAGCCAAUACAGGAAACACAUAGCUUAAAGUGCCAGAAUUUAAAUGAAGACCCCACAAGUACCAGGUAUAAACAAGAAAACAAAAGAUUCUGCAGAUGCUAGAAAUCUGGAGCAACACACAUAAAAUGCUGGAGAAACACAGCAGGUCAAGCAGAAUCUAUGGAGAGAAAUAAAGACCUGACAUAUUGGGCCCCCUUCAUUGGGUAUCAGUAUUGAGGUGCCACUGUAGCAUAAUGGUUAAUGUGAUGUUAUUACAACUUGGGUCAUCAGAGUUCAAUUCUAGCGUCCUCUGUAAGCAAGUUUGUAUGUUCCUUCCCCUUUGUGUGCAGGCUUACCCCCGGGUGCUCUGGUUUCCUCCCACAGUCCAUAACAUACUGGUUAGUAGAUUAACUGCUCAAUGUAAACUGUCCUGUGAUUAGUCUAAGGUUAAAUCAGUGUGGCUCAAAGGGUCAGAAGGGCCUGUUCCAUGCUGUAACUCUAAAGAAAAUAAACAAGACGUGUACACCUGAGGCAGUUGAAUGCAUGACAGAGACAGAAAGUGGUAGUUUUUGCAUGGAAAGUUCCAUGAAAUCUCACUGAAGUAAUUAAUGUACUAAUAAUGUUCCUAGCCACCUGCUGAUCAACACCCACUACCCCAUUAUACCAGUCAGCACAGCGGGUGUAAGUGCGGGGGAUCUGGGUUCCUCUCCUUUCUUGGCUUCCUGAGGCACUCAGCUCAGUGCUUCCCCUUGUUCUAGGAUCAAAGACCGAUGGAGCCUGCCACCUAGCGAUUAAAGCUGCUGUGUCAGUCUCCCACACCAGAACAGCCUACAUUCAGGCUGACCGAUCAGCGAUGGUGCUGGAAUUGAUGAAAGAGACGUUCACUUUGCACUGGUCAGCAGAACAAUGGAACAUCUGUCCCAACAGAGAGAAAUGGGCACUACUCUGAAAUCCUGUCCGAGCUGGUCCCUGGCACAUGGCUUCAGGACUGGUACUGGAAGAGAGGCAAGUAUUCUACCUUGCAAAAUCAUUUGAUUAUUCCAACCAGUCCACUGUACAAGUCAAGAUUCUGAACUGGUCAAGAUGGCGAGAACAGGGAGUCUUACAGUCCCCUGCUCAUCAGGCAUGAGCUGGAAUUGAGUACUGGUGAAACUGAAGCAAUAAAUAAGAUGGCACUUAGUACAGCAGGUAGUGCCACUGUCUCUCAGCACCAGAGACUCCAGUUCAGUCCUGACCUCGGGCAUCGUCGGUGUGGAGUUUGCACAUUCUCUGUAUCUGGUAUGGAGGGGACACUGCACAGGAUCAGAAAAAGCUGCAAAGUUGUAAACUCAGCCAGCUCCAUCAUAGGUACUUUGCCUCCCCAGCAUCAAGGUCAUCUUCAAAAGGCAAUGCAUCAAAAAGGCGGCAUCCAUCAUUAAGGACCCCUAUCACCCAGGAUAUGCCCUCUUCUCAUUGCUACCAUCAAGGAGGAGGUACAGGAGUUUGAAGGCACACACUCAACCUUUAGGAACAGUUUCUUCCCCCUGAAUGGACAAUGAAUCCAUGUUUUUGCUCUUUUUGCACAACUUAUUUAAUUCAAUUUAUAUAUUUCUUUUUUGUAAUUUAUAUUUUUAAAUUACAUACUGCAAUGUACUAGUGCUGCAAAACAACAAAUUUCACAAUAUAUGCCAGUAAAAUUAAAUCUGAUUCUGAUUGUGUGGGUUUCCCACUGGAUGCUUCUGUUUCCUCCCACAUUCAAUUUGCCCUCAUAUGAGGGGUACAGUCUGGGGGAAGCUGAUGGGAACAGAGGAGAAUGAAACAGAAUUAGCAUAAAUGGAUGAUGAUAGUCAGCUGGGCCUAAGGGCCUAUCCCCAUGCUGAUCUACGAUUAAAAUUGUGAUGUCCAAACACAGAGAUUAUAUUGUUGAUGG
Messenger RNA from Hypanus sabinus (Atlantic stingray), 7769 nucleotides. RefSeq names its product X-ray radiation resistance-associated protein 1-like. Gene Ontology annotation, cellular component: nucleus. Bases 35 to 1675 code for a protein of 546 amino acids. Lineage: Eukaryota; Metazoa; Chordata; Chondrichthyes; Myliobatiformes; Dasyatidae. The transcript has 11 exons. The record is from RefSeq and is a predicted model, not a curated record.